AAUACGUCACAAAGCUGUUAAUGAGUAGGAAUACCAAUAUAGUAUAUCAUGGCAUAACACACAUGUAUACACACUCUUGCAUAUAUACAUGACAGCAGAAUAAAAUGUAUUUAUCACAACAAGAAUAUAUAUGUGUAUAGAGAAUGCAUGGAUUUUCAUCAUCUUAUAUAAUAGUAUACUAAAUACAGUGGAUCUUAACAAGGAUGAAUGAUAGAAAACACUAAUAAAUGAAUACAAUUCUACAGUUAAGAUGAAUUGCGGAAAAGAACUAGAAAAUAUUACUCAUCAGUCAACUCAGGCUACUGGAGACCCUUACGCAUACAAACAGAUUCAGUAUGUGGUUUACCGGUUUGGUCUUCCCCUUGUAUGUGGAUUUGGAUUCUUGGGAAAUGUCUUAAACUUGAUCAUAUUGACUGGAAAGCGCAUUCAACGUUCGCUUAAGAAUAUGGAACGAUCUGCAAAUAUUUGUUUGAUUGCAUUAGCUUUUGCCGAUGCAAUGUUUUGCCUUUGUGCAUUCCCAACAACAUUUCUGCCACAUGACAAUAGCUUUGAAAAUAAAGGAUUUAUGCUAUAUUACGGCAUAUACAGUGCUGCAAUUAUCAAUAUUUUUAUCAUGAUCAGCACAUGGCUAACUGUCAAUCUAGCAACGGAAAGAUAUUUGGCGAUAUGUCAUCCAUUGAAGUCAAGGAAGAUCAUCACUUUAGGGAGAACAAAAUUUGCCAUUACAUCCGUCUUCAUUGUGUCGAUCCUCUUCAAUCUCCCAGUGUUUUGGAGAUAUGCGAUUAUAAGUGACACAGAUGAUCCAUGUGUUAAUGGAACUAAUUAUCGCAUGGUUCAGAUGGUUAUUGGAAGUACAAAAUUUGACCAUGCUUACAGGGCCGUGUGGGCGAUAUUUGGAAAUUUCAUGCCAUUAGUGAUGUUGAUAUUUUUCAAUGCUUGUCUCAUGAGGAAAAUACACCAAUCAAAGAUUAAUCGUAAAAGACUUGCAGCUAAUGCUCAAAGAGAGACUUCAAGUGAAUCUGAGUCAAGCAAUAGAGUGACCUUGACCCUGGUUGCCAUUGUUGUGAUGUUCUGUGUGCUUGUGGCUCCAUCUGAGAUAAUAAAGCAUUUGGCCUAUAUAAUCGCAAAUAACUUAGAUGAGAAUUACACUUAUCUCACGAUCGAAGUUGUAACAAACUUAAUGCAAACGAUCAAUUUCAGUGCAAAUUUCAUUUUGUACUGUAUUAUAAAUCGUUCAUUUAGGCGGACUAUGAAACACAUGUUCUGUGGCCUCUGUACAAGGGAUAAAAAUAAACUCCACAGAAUGACAAGUGUCACAAGUAGUUACAGUAUGAUUCGGACACAAAGUAGCGCAUAUAAAUAUGGAAGUCGCAGUAAUAGCCCUCGGAGAAACAGUCAAAAACAAUUUAUUAUGAACAUCAAUCUGAAAGCUCAAAAUCGUCCACAGACUUACAUAAAGGUGUCGAACGGUGAAAAUUGGAAAGAUGAAUCUAAUAGUCAUCUUUAAGCAUAUUUGGAUAUACAUACAUGUGCUAUGGGGAAACUUGUAAAUACAUACAAGUAUAUACUUAAUUGAUGUAGUAACUUUUUUAGUUUGUGAUAUUAGUGAUUCAUAUAUAUGUAUACUGAUCACAGAGGUAAUUUGUGGAUAUUAUUAUUGAAGUAAAUAAAACAAUACACAUUAAAUUACGUGAAUUCUGCUUUUUGAAUAGGUAUUUGAUAGAAAUGUCUCUCUUAAAUUUGAUGAACAUUUAUUAAAUAAUUGCAACAAUUAUCUAGUCAGAAAUUUAGUUUUAUUAAUAAAUUAUUGAAAAAUAAAAUAAUAUAAAUACAAUUAAAGUCACUGUUAUAUUGUUAUUUAUUUUUCAAAACCUAUAUGUUGACAAUCAACUAUAACAAGAGGCCACAAGAGUUUUUACUUUAGGAUCUGUGAAAGAUCAUCCAAUUUAUUUAAAAUUAGAUAGACACAUUAACAAAGCAAAAACUGAUUUCACAAUACACAACUAAAUUUUGCCUAUUUUCAUAUUUUACUACAAAUAAAAAGUCACAGAAUUUUUACUUUUAAACACUAAAACUACAAAG
Owenia fusiformis is the source of this 2082-nucleotide messenger RNA. The record is from the annotation of a GenBank genome assembly. Lineage: Eukaryota; Metazoa; Annelida; Polychaeta; Sabellida; Oweniidae.